Messenger RNA from Cuscuta campestris, 2711 nucleotides. Lineage: Eukaryota; Viridiplantae; Streptophyta; Magnoliopsida; Solanales; Convolvulaceae. The record is from the annotation of a GenBank genome assembly.
CAUCAGAAAUACCUUUAAUGCCUCGGGCGUUUUUGCAUCUUUAAUGCCAUAUGGGGGCGUUAAACACAACACCGCCCCCAUGGCCGUUACAAGGGCUUUAUCACUUGCGCAUUAAACUUUUAACCAAGAAGGAAUUAUGAAUCACUUCUGGUGGAGCAACAAAGGCUCAGGCCCAUCUGGAAUUCACUGGCUUUCAUGGCAGCGUAUGUCAACGCCAAAAAAUUUGGUGGCCUAGGCUUCAGGAGGAUUCAGGACUUCAAUGUCGCUAUGAUUGGAAAACAAGGUUGGAGACUGAUUAUCAACCCGGAUUCCUUGGUGGCGAGAGUCUUUAAGGCGAGGUACUACUCAAAAGGGGACUUCCUAAACGCGGGGCUUGGCUCAUCACCGAGUUUUGUGUGGCGGAGCAUUUUAGAAGGCCGAAAUCUUAUCAUUAAUGGCAUAGGUCGAUGGAUUGGGGACGGACGAGAUACUCUAAUUUGGGAUACUCCUUGGAUUUGGGACAAGGACAACCCGUUUAUUACGUCUUCAAAACUCCCUUUUUGUCCAAACUUUAGAGUUUCCUAUCUAAUUGAUCCGGAAACUAAUGCAUGGAAAAUGGAUGUGGUGCGAGAAUGGUUCUCAACCGAAGAUGCAAUCCGAAUUCAACGUACUCCGGUGUCUCUCUCUCGCAAGGACUGUUGGUAUUGGAGGGUGGAAGCACAUGGAAAUUACAGAGUGAAGAGUGCUUAUAGGAGGCUAUGCGGGGAAGCAUCGCAGUUAGAGAGUUUCGGCCAGUGGAAUCGACUUUGGGGACUGCCCAUCAUACCAAAGGUAAAAAAUUGUGUGUGGAGGUGCUUAAGGGGUGUCUUACCUACGGCUAUAGCUCUUAGAGACAAGGAGGUUGAUAUUGAGCCUAACUACCGCAUCUGUGGGGCACCGGAAGAAUCAGUGGAGCAUGUUUUCCUUUCCUGUCCUUUUGCUCAGGCUACUUGGAGACUCCUACACAGAGAGAUCGCCACAUGUAAGGACGAGAACUUUAAUAAUUGCUUGGCGACUGUUUUUGGAUCGGCGUCGGUUGUCGAUGGAGCAGUGAUGGUUGCGGGUAUUUGGGCUAUCUGGAAAGCCCAAAAUCAGGCCUGCUGGGAACUCAAGGUGGUCAGACCGGAGGUUGCUGCUGAUUGGGCACGAGAAGAUGGUUUUACAUCAGUGGCGGCAGUCCUUCUUGAUGGGGCAGGCACGUUCAUCGGUGGCUUCAACAAGCUUGUCACCUGUCCCUUAGUGCCGAGUAAAAACUACCUCGGCUCUGCACCCGAUCAGGCUUUCACCGUUUCACGCUUUCGUCCUUCAUUUAGUCAGACGACCAGUGGCAGCGAGCACCGAACAUCCAUCCAUCCCCUCUUCGUUCCAAUUUUCUUGUGGAGUUUCAGAAUGGAAGGGCUUCUUGUGGAAAAGCAUAUAAAGUACAUCUUAUCAGCUAAAGAGAGUAAAGAUGAAUUUGAGUCUGUGGUGAUGGAGCAUCUUAGGUUAAAUGGAGCAUACUGGGGUUUGACGACUCUUGAUAUCCUUGGGAAGAUUAAUGCAGUGGAUCAAGUCGAAGUCAUUCCCUGGGUUUUGCAGUGUCAACAUGAAUCCGGUGGAUUUAGCGGUAACAUUGGACAUGAUCCACAUAUCUUGUAUACACUUAGUGCCAUCCAAGUCUUAGCAUUAUUUGAUAAACUUGACGUCCUUGACAUUGACAAGGUCUCCAACUAUAUUGCAGGCCUGCAAAAUGAAGAUGGGUCAUUUUCUGGUGACAUGUGGGGUGAAGUUGAUACAAGGUUCUCUUACGUAGCAAUAAGUUCUCUUGCUCUAUUGCGAAAGUUGGAUAACAUCGAUGUGGAAAAAGCUGUACAGUACAUUUUAAGUUGCAAGAAUGUGGAUGGUGGAUUUGGUUGCACGCCUGGGGCAGAAUCUCAUGCUGGGCAGAUUUUCUGCUGUGUGGGAGCACUUGCAAUAACAGGCUCUUUGCAUCAGGUUGACAAAGACCUCCUUGGCUGGUGGUUAUGUGAAAGACAAGUUAAAUGUGGGGGUCUAAAUGGGCGCCCCGAGAAGCUUCCUGAUGUCUGCUAUUCUUGGUGGGUUCUUUCAAGCUUGAUUAUGAUAGACCGUGUUCACUGGAUUGAUAAGGAGAAGCUUGUACAAUUUAUCUUGGACUGUCAGGAUAGAGAAAAUGGUGGGAUUUCGGACAGGCCAGAUGAUGCAGUUGAUGUCUUCCAUACAUAUUUUGGAGUUGCUGGGCUCUCUCUUUUGGAAUACCCAGGACUAAAAGCGAUAGAUCCUGCUUAUGCCUUACCCGUCGAUGUUGUGAACCGAAUCAUCUUUGGCAAGUAAUCGGCUGGUUUUAAACGUGCUUCCAGUCCCAUCCAUUUUCACCAAAUUUUUAAAAUAUAUAAAGUUUUAGUACAGCAAGGUCGAUGAUAUUAUUCUCUUAAGGGAUUCGCUAUCUAUCAUGAUUUUAGCAUUUUAUAAAUUAGUUUGCACAGGCUGUGUCCCAAGAGAGUUCUACUACUCCGUAAUUGAUACACCUCUUGUUUUUUCGAAUCCUUAUGCAAAUCAUGCGGUUUACAUCACCAACUCUUAAGUACCACAUGUAAUUACAUUUAGCAUCUCCGGUACAUAUCAUUUUUGAAUCAUUUUAGAUAGUUAAAUGUAAUAUCAAAGCCAACUAUUAUUAAUACAAAUAAUGUCACAAU